AGUGGAACGUGCACAAUCCAGUGUACAAAAAAUAAAAAAUAGUUGUAGUAUUGUAGUAUUGGGAAAUUGUUUCAAACCACCUUCACAGUCACAUUCAUCAAUCACUCUAUGUGAGGAUAAUAUACCAUCGAAGGAAAGAACGUGUCGUGAAUUCUUGAUUCAAGUAGAGUUGUUUGUUCUUUGGAAAGCACUUUUGCAUAACUGAACAAGCCUACCCUACAGGAGAAUGGAGUCUGAAGACCCAACGGCAGCAGACGCAGAAUGGAAGAAAAUACAGCAGAAUACCUUCACAAGAUGGUGUAACGAACAUCUGAAAACGGUCAACAAGUAUAUCUACAAUCUGGAAACAGAUCUGUGUGACGGGUUGCUGUUAAUUGAUCUACUUCAAGUACUUUCUAAUAAGAAGAUUUCCGAGUACAAUAAGAAGCCAAGCUUCAAAUCAAAGAAGUUAGAAAAUAUUUCCAUUGCUCUCAAAUUCAUCGAGGAUGAGAAUAUUAGGUUGGUGAACAUUGAUGCGAGUGAUAUCUUUAAAGGCAUACUGAAGUUAAUCCUGGGUCUGCUAUGGACGCUGAUAUUGAAGUACGCCAUCUCUCGACCGUAUUUAGAUGACGAUGGUGAUCGAGGCGACGAACAUAUUACACCAAAGCAGGCAUUGCUAGGAUGGAUCCAAAGUAAGAUCCCAUCUAAAGUACCAAUGACUAACUUCACCAAGGACUGGAACAAUGGAUUGGCCGUAGGUGCUCUAGUAGAUGGUGUCGCUCCAGGACUGUAUCCUGAUUGGAAGAACAACGAUCCUAAAGAUGCUCUCAUGAAUGCAAAGGAAGCGAUGAAACUUGCUGAAGUUUGGCUUGGAGUACCUCAGGUGCUGGAUCCAAGUGAUAUGGUUAAUCCCAACUUAGACGAGUUGAGUACGAUGUGCUACUUAAGUGCUUUUGUAGAGGCUAAACUGAAGCCUGGUGCACCAAUUAAACCAUGUGAUAAUGGUGAUAAAACAAAAUAGGUAUGGUGCGCUCAUACAUCUGGUUCAUUCACAAUAGUGUCAGUCCCAGGGAGGGUGGGAUCAAGGACGUAAUAUUCCCCUUCAGGUAGGGGAUGGCCUGUGUUGUCAUCCUCCAAUAAUUUACGGUUGAACAUCAUAAUAUUUUUGAUGAAUAUGAGAAGUAUGGUUAUGAAGAUAAGGAGGGAAUACAAGAUGACCAUGAUGGUCAUACUGACUGCCAUAUAUACGAAUGGUGACCGUCAAUUCUUUUUCUC
Molecule: messenger RNA, 1254 nt
Organism: Lytechinus variegatus (green sea urchin)
Lineage: Eukaryota; Metazoa; Echinodermata; Echinoidea; Temnopleuroida; Toxopneustidae
Product: filamin-A-like
Exons: 5
Coding region: 227-1000 (257 amino acids)
Biological process (GO): actin cytoskeleton organization
Molecular function (GO): actin filament binding
Source: RefSeq, a predicted model, not a curated record